This is a messenger RNA of Fragaria vesca subsp. vesca, 1889 nucleotides long. Its product is annotated as S-adenosylmethionine decarboxylase proenzyme-like. NCBI's taxonomy places the organism in Eukaryota, Viridiplantae, Streptophyta, Magnoliopsida, Rosales, Rosaceae. Gene Ontology annotation, cellular component: cytosol. The transcript is spliced from 4 exons. Gene Ontology annotation, molecular function: adenosylmethionine decarboxylase activity. Gene Ontology annotation, biological process: spermidine biosynthetic process; spermine biosynthetic process. The record is from RefSeq and is a predicted model, not a curated record. The coding region runs from base 554 to 1669 and encodes 371 amino acids.
GCUUCACGAAAAACAAAGCUAUAAGUUAAUCUCUACCCUCAUUGUUUUCGUGAGCCAAAUCUAUCAGAAUUUCUAGGUUUUCUGAAUCCGAAUUAGGGUUUUCGUUUUGAAAUUUCUCGUCGCCAUCUCAAAAUUUCCAAUUUUUAGGUUUUGAUUUGGAGGUUAAAAAAAAAGGGAUUUUCGGAGGAGGUCGUAGAUUUUGUUAAAUCUAAAUCGAGUAUUGUGCAACUGAAUGAGCUAAUGGAGUCUAAGGGUGGUAAAAAGAAGUCUAGCAGUAGUAAAUCCUCAUUAUUUUACGAAGCUCCUCUCGGUUACAGCAUUGAAGACGUCAGGCCUCACGGUGGAAUCAAGAAAUUCAGAUCAGCUGCUUACUCUAACUGCGUGCGAAAGCCAUCCUGAGUUUUGCUAAGAGUUCACAUAGCCCCUUGAGAUCGUUAAUACUGCAUUCUAGAUUUAGUAUAGUUCUCUGCCUUACUUCUCUCAAUCUUCUCUCGUCUUCCUCUCGUUCUCCUUUCAUCUGCUGUUGCAACGUCGUUUAGUUUGAUAAUUCGAGAUGGCUGUACCGGUUUCUGCAAUUGGAUUCGAAGGAUAUGAAAAGAGGCUCGAGGUCUGUUUCUUCGAGCCCGGACUGUUUGCUGACCCUAAAGGCAUGGGCCUCCGCUCAUUGUCAAGAGCUCAAAUCAACGAGAUUCUGAACCCAGCUGAGUGCACCAUUGUUUCAUCCCUGUUGAAUGAUGAUCUGGACUCGUAUGUCCUUUCGGAAUCUAGCCUUUUUGUGUACCCAUACAAGGUUAUCAUUAAAACUUGUGGGACAACAAAAUUGCUUCGCUCAAUUCCUGCCAUUCUUAAGUUGGCCGAGACCCUCUCACUCGCUGUGAGAUCUGUGAGGUACUCUCGUGGGAGCUUCAUAUUUCCUGGUGCUCAGCCUUCCCCGCAUCGUAGCUUCUCAGAGGAAGUAGCUGUCCUUGAUGGCCAUUUCAGCAAGCUUGGGUUGGCAAGCAGAGCCUACAUUAUGGGUAGCCCUGACAAUUCUCAGAAAUGGCAUGUUUACUCUGCCUCAGCUGAAUUGGCUAGUUUAUUCUGGGGAACACGCUCCUCAGGCCCUACCUACACUCUUGAGAUGUGCAUGACUGGCUUGGAUAGGAAGAAGGCAUCUGUGUUUUACAAGACAAAUGCUAGUUCAGCUGCCAUAAUGACUGAAGAUUCUGGCAUCAGGAAAAUUCUCCCGAAAUCUGAAAUAUGCGAUUUUGAGUUUGAUCCUUGCGGCUACUCUAUGAACUCUAUUGAAGGGGAUGCAGUUUCUACCAUUCAUGUGACACCUGAGGAUGGUUUCAGCUACGCUAGCUUUGAAACAGUGGGCUACAACUUCAAGGAUGUCAACUUGACUCGUCUCAUUGAGAGGGUUCUGGACUGUUUCAAACCAGCUGAGUUCUCUGUGUCUCUGCAUUCCACCAUUGCUGCCAGUGAAGAACUUGAGUUCCCUCUGGAAUUGAGCGGAUAUUGUUGCGGAUCAACAAGCUAUGAAGAGCUGGGUCUAGGAGGUGCAGUCAUCUAUCACAGCUUUAACAAGGACGGAGGUUCUCAAUCUCCAAGGUCAAUUCUGAAAUGCUGCUGGAGCGAGGACGAGAAGGACGAGGAAGUUGAAGAGAGUUUGAGCAUGAAGAACUAGUGUGUUUCCUUUUCAUAGUAAUGAAUAAAAUAUUUGUCACGGGGGGUUUUAUGAAUUAUGAUAAUGUAGUAGGGUAUUAGUAUUUUCUUUUGUGAAUAAAAAUGGAUCUUGCAUGAUCCAUUGUCCUCGACUGAGUUGAGCCUGUUUUAAGAAUUUUUUUUUUCAUGAAUCAGUUUCUUGUGUUAAUGGUAUUGUGAUCUAUUGGAGAUGCAAUUCUGCA